Solea solea (common sole) is the source of this 1025-nucleotide messenger RNA. RefSeq lists its product as uncharacterized. Bases 72 to 527 code for a protein of 151 amino acids. The transcript has 3 exons. NCBI's taxonomy places the organism in Eukaryota, Metazoa, Chordata, Actinopteri, Pleuronectiformes, Soleidae. The record is from RefSeq and is a predicted model, not a curated record.
GACAAUGAACGCACACACACACACAGACACACACAGACACACAGACAGAGAGGACGACAAAAGGAGCUGAGAUGUCAUUUUCAAAGUUUAUCGCAAAGAAGUGUGGAGACAUAGUGAGGGAAACCGUCCAGGACGCUCUGGGUGGUGGAGACAAAGACGAAGACGAGAAGGACAAAGACAGCGGAGGAGGAUUCCUGUCUCUGUUUGGAGGAGACAAGAAAAAAGACGACGACGAAGACGAGAAGGGAGGACUGUUCUCGUUUGGAGACAAGAAGAAAGACGAGGACAAGGGAGGUUUCUUCUCAAAAAUAUUUGACAGAGACGACGACGACGAUGACGACAAAGGAAAGGAGAAGAAAUCUGGUUUUGCUGGUCUCUUCAGUGAACAACAGGGAGGGGGCGCUGCUGCUGCUGCAGGGUAUGAGGAGGAGGGAGGAGCUGCAGGAUGUCAGAAUGUCGGAGUCAGUGACGGAGAUUUGUUCAGUGACCUGAUGGACGUCGCACAAGAGACGUCCAAAGGAAACUAAAGUGAGGCCGACAUCGCGACUUUGUGGUUGGAAGAUAAAGCGAAGAAACUGGUCUGAACGCAGCUGUCGUGAAAGACUGAACCCAAAAACACGCAGGUUCACUCAAAACAUGGUGACAUCUGUUAGCGCCCCCUUCUGUUCAACACCACCUCUUUUAUUAUUCUGUUGGCUAAUGAUAUGCUAGUUAUUAGCAUUAGCCGUUAGCUUGUGUAGCAUCAAAAUGCUCUGCAUAUUUGCUAACGUAAAGCAGCUAACGUAACAUUGUUAGCUAACGCUAACAAUGUUACGUUGAGAUGAUAUGAAGUGAUGUUCUUUUAAAUAAACGACAGAGGCAGCCCUUUUAUUUCAACGUCAACAACAUACAGGAAGUAAAUAGACAUCUUUGUUUGUUUCGUCCUGUGCUGAAGUGUCAGUGUCCAUCAAGAAGAUGACGUCAUGAAUUUACCCUGAGGACAAAAACGUUCUGGAAUAAAGAUACAAAUUUGACAUUUCAAACAA